Schistocerca gregaria is the source of this 8173-nucleotide messenger RNA. RefSeq lists its product as uncharacterized. Bases 76 to 1203 code for a protein of 375 amino acids. The transcript has 2 exons. Lineage: Eukaryota; Metazoa; Arthropoda; Insecta; Orthoptera; Acrididae. The record is from RefSeq and is a predicted model, not a curated record.
GUAAGCAGUGGCUACGCCUCGCCAGGCUGUAUAUUUCAUAUCGUCAGUGUGUGGACGGAGCACUGAACGAAGACGAUGGCGUGUGGUCGCUUUCCGACGGCAGGGUUGCUGUUGUGGCUUCUGGCAGCACAACUGAUGGCGUCUGCGGGCAGCGAUACGUCCGAUUCCAUCUACCUGCAGGCCAGAGGCUUCCCGCCCGUGCAGUGCAGCCUGUGGGCUGCCGGCGCCUCCGGAGGCGACGGGCCCGGGAUCGACUUCUGGAUGCGCGGCGUCGUCUCACGGCAGCUCUACGGCUGCCGCCUGGACGCAGACGACGAGAUCCGCCAACAGACUUUGGCGGCCAGUCGUAACGGCCGCCUGACAUUUCUGCCCGAGUGGAGCGUAUUGCUCAACAGAGGAGGCUCAAGGCAGUACCCGGAACUGACCACCUCUCCGACGCCGUCGUUCGCCUGCGUCACCGACGGAGCGGGAGGCCCCAGCCCGCUGCCGGCCGCUCUGUUCCCUCUACGGGCCCGGCGACGCACGGUGGGAAGGGUCGGCCAGUGGCACAAGUGCGUCCGCGUGUCUGCAGGCUACCACGCCAGCCCCUUCACCGCCGGCGCCCCUCUGGUCAGGGUCGCUUUCCGGGGCGGCGCGCCCACCAUCGUCUGCGGGAUGGGCGACCCUAGCCGCAGCGCCGUACCCACCGUGCAGCUGCGAGGUCUCCUGGGCGCGCCGUACUCCUGUUUCUUCGCGUCAUACCUGGACUUCCCGGCGCUCAAGGGUCCCCCAGUCGGCCUGGUCUUCCAGAGGCAGAUCCUCAACAAGUGGACGACCAAGGAGUCAGACACGGAUGCUGCCGCGUUCCUCCCUUUCCAGUGCUGGCCGGCCGACGACAGAACCGACACUUCUGUCGACUUCGACGUGGACUUCGACGGUAAACACGCCCAACGGUGCCGUUUUCAGGGAGACUGUCCACUGUGCGGUCAAGAUGUGUCACCGACGCAGCCCUCUACAGUUUCCUUUACCGCUACAGAAGAGUCAGCCAGUCCUGACGAGGCAACUGUCACAGUAGCCGCGGUCGGCAGAAGAGCACAUUCCCGUCCAAGAAAAGUAAAGGCACCAGGUUCCAAGCCACUUCUGUUUGAACGUCGUCUCUGCACUUACCACUCCCUUGACGAAAACAAUAACACUGUUGUGCACCAGAUAUCAUGUUUUGGAUAACUAUUCUACAAGCAAACUGUGAUAUGUGAGUCUCCCCCCCCCCCCCCUCCACUCCAUACCCAGCCCACGCCAACUCUGACGUUUCUUUUACCAUUCAUAAGAGUGGUGAGCUAGUAACAAGGCAUGUGCACGAUGCUUUCAGCGCAUAGUCGAGAAUUCCCUUGCACCGUCCCGCCAUACUCCGUCUUUGCUUCACGUCACACGCUUCAAGCAUCACCUGUCCUGGUAACUGUCAACCCUGGGGUAAACGCUACGUUGAGCCAGCUAUUGACUCUACUUAAAACAUUUAUAUGUUCCGAAAAUUAUCUCUGUUGUUUGUUCGCGUUGAAAUGUCCGCUUGGAAAAAUUGUAAAUGACUGUGCUUAAACUGACACACAAUAUUUUUAGUGCAACGACUUUCAUAAAUCCCUACAAAAGAAUGGCCCUGACUAACAAUAACCUAUAUCUUUCAUGAAUCAUUUACCUCACAAAAAUCUUCGUUACUCAAACUACUGCAAUACAGCGAGCGCCAAUACUGCCAGCUAAAUAAAAGAUUGUAACUAAUGAAGGCACUGACUACUGAUAGGCAUAGUUAGCAAAUGAAACAUUUUGAUAGAGAACAAACAAUGUAUUUACCUUAAUAGUCAUAAUAUAUAUAGCAGUUCAUGACAUCCAGUCUUACAAAUUUCAAAACACCACCAUCUCUCUCCCCACGUCCACCACUGCUGGCGGCUCACCUCCAACUGCGCAACGCUACGCGCUGUUAACAUCCAGCUGCCCAACACUACAAUAGCAAAUAUUCCAACAAUUCCAACCAGCCACAGACUGCACACAGCACAGUCAUUGAUUUUCAUACAGAGCGCUAGGUAACGUUACCAACGUAAAAACCUAAGCAGCGUACUUACAACGUUUACUUUUCAUGUUCGUUUUAAGUCACUUAAAAUGAACACUACAGUAGUUAAGUAACUUCACCAUUCAAAAAUUAACAAAAGUCGAAACUAAAUGUCUCCAAAAAGACAGUCGUGACAGAAAGACGUUAUUGAUUGCGUGUCCCAUGGAAGACUGCUCCUCGCUACGGCAUAUCGCCGUACCAUAUGCCUUCUUACUGCAAAUAACUCUAAUUCUGUAUUCUCUUUAAUUGCACUUAAUAAACUCAGAAUUACAAAUCUCUGGGAGUUCGUGAUCACCAAAUCUCUGUGCCUUUACCUCUUCGCUACAGUAAACGUGCAAAUUGAUGUGCUUCUCCAUUUCACAAAUUAUGCUUGUAAUUUGUACGUGCUCGUUCCUAAACAUCAAAUCGUUUUCUUUUAUAACACCUUUUUGUUUCAUGCCUGUUAAAUUUCGAGUGUAAUUCACACUGGAUACACACAGAACAUGGUCAUACUUUGAUCCUGUCGGCAAAUCUCGUAGUAUGUAAGGGGAAAACUGGUAAAAUCCCUAUUUCGUUUGAGAUACCGAUUGAUCAAUAAAUACAGUGAUCAAAUAUGUGCAUUAUACUAGACUAGCGGAACGUAGUUCUUAAAAUCCUAUUUUACAUCUUGCCAGAUCACUUCAGUUUCACCUGAAAUUGUGUAAAAUGUAGACGCUGAUUCCGAAAGAAAAUACACUUCUUGAAUGUAGUGUCUGUUGUCAAAUUUACAAUUCCCUUCUAGGUGCAACAGGGAAUCUUGGAUAUACAAGAAUAUGUCUAGUUUAAGAACAAUUUUUCGAGUAAAGUCUUUUCCAGUUAAGCUGUUAUUGUAGAAAAACAUUAUUCACAAACACAUAGAACAGAUCAUUAUCGACUGGCAGGAAUGUCGUUGACUCCCACUAAAUAGCUUUUCUACCAAAAUGUUGGAUUCACUUUCCGUCUGCCAAAUGUAAGAGCAACUGGUAACCGGCACACAUCCGUACAACACAAACGCACUCCCUCAAUCGUACUACACAAUAAUAUAUUCAAAUAAUAAUAUGGCUCAGUUUACAGUACCAGAUGAAUAAAGAUGAGUGAUGAAAGCUAUUUAGCAACUAAAACGUUUUUGUGAGCUUGCUUGUAUAAUGACCCAUGAUAGCAGGCGACAGUGACAAGUAAUUCUGUAUAACAUUCAGUAUCUGGCACUUCAAAACUAUUUGACAAACGUUAACUGUAUUCUGCUUAUAUGUAUGAUACAGCAAUGGAAUUUAGUUUGAACGGAUUGUCGAAUACUGUAGCCAAGUUAUCAGUCAAAUAUUGCUCUCUCUGUACGUUCUUGUUUGCCUUACGUAACCCCCUACAUCAGACGAUUUAUAUUUUUUAAUGUGUAAUUACAAAUGAGUUCAUUGUCGAAACUGAUUACCUUUUCACUUUUCAAUUAGUUUUAAUUCUGAUUCUACUUUAUUAUUUGUUAAGUGCAUUCUCAUAAAUAAACGUUGACAUACUAAGUUCUCAAUAGUUGCGCCAUGUUUUCUUGUAACCGUUGAGUUUCUUCGAAGCCUAGGGAGAUGUCGGAGAAGAUAUACCUUGGGAUGCUGUAGCCUCGUUCAUGCUGCAAUACAAGAUGCUACCGUUGCUACUACAAGACAAAAUGGACGAUAUCGGUAAUGUUGUAUCUUGAUGUUUAACAUUCGUAAAGAGCGAAGUAAAUGCAGUGUGGUGGAACUUUGUUCUGGAAAUCCACCGUUCGACAGUUUGCGACAUGCUGUAAGUCUCAGCAUUCGUGAUGAACGCUAAGAUAUAAAUUUGAAGUCCAAAUAGUGCCUAACGCUGUCAACAUAGUCUGAGAUUAUUUGAUCAAAGCCAACACAUUCAUUUUAUUCCACUGACACAACCCGCAGGGCCCAUACAGUCCACAAGCUUAUGUAUUUUCAAAUUUCAGUCUAUUGCUUAAUAUUUCAGUCUCUGCUUAAUACAGUCUUGAAGGUCAAAUCGCAUUUCGACACACUUCUGCUUCUAAUAACACAGUUCGCAGUUCUUAUCAGAAAUUGUAACUUAUUAAACUUCCAUCUCCCAGACAGUUCAUGUUCACGCGCGUAAUCUUUUAAUAAUCUGCUCCACCCGGAAGGGAUAGAGCGGGCUGCUUGAGAGUUUAUACUGGAUGACAAUUAUUGAACUAUAUGAAAAAAACGUAAAUUGGUUACAAACUACGGCGUCCACAUGUAAACGUCACUACAGAUAUUCAGAUUCACGUUAUGACAUGUUCGAUAUGCCUCCCAUCAUUAGCAAUGAUGUGACGCAGACGAAUAGCGAAAUUCUGUUCCGCUGAAGUUUAGGAACAUAGUUGAUGUCGAUGACCUCCUGAAUGCCUGUUUUCAGCUCAGCAGUGGUUUUGGGAUUAUUGCUGUACACCUUGUCUUUAAUAUAGCCCGACAAAGAGGAGUCACAUAUGUCCAGAACCGGAGAAUAUGGCGGCCAAUCGGGGCCCAUGCCAGUGGCCUCUGGGUACCCCAGAGCCGGAAUGUGGUCCCCAAAGUUCAGCUCCAGUACACCAAACGCCGUCCGCAGUGCCCGAGCGGUUCUAGGCGCUUCAGUCUGGAACCGUGCGACCGCUACGGUCUCAGUUUCGAAUCCUGCCCCGGGCGUGGAUGUGUGUGAUGACCUUAGGUUAGUUAGGUAUAAGUAGUUCUAAGUUCUACGGAACUGAUGACCUCAGAUGUUAAGUCCCAUAGCGCUCAGAGCCAUUUUUUGGUACGCCUAACAUUCUCCUACUUCGAUGGGGUCGAACUCCGUCUUGCUUGGACAUCUUGUCGGAACCAGGGUCACUUUGGAUAACGGCGAUGAAAUCAUCUUCCAAAGCCUUCACGUACCGUUCGGUAGUCACCGUGUCGUCAAGGAACAUCGUACCGGUUAUUCCGUUUCUGGACAUCGCACAGCACACAGUCACGCGUUGGGAAUGAAAAUACUUUUCGAUCCCAAAAUGUGGAUUGUCAGUCCCUCAAAUGCGCCAGUUUUGCUUACUGGCGAACCCAUCCAAAUGAAAGUGGGCUUCGUCGCUAAACCAAACCAUACUAAUUCCCAUAAUUCCCCGCGGCCAAACGUGCAGUUUGAACGUCCUAACGCAAACCAUUCAGAAGUUGUGACGAUUUUAUUUCAUAUAUUUCAAUAAUUGUCACCCUGUACUUUUCUCUUUUCAUCCGACUGCCAACUGGAGGACAGGGUCUAGGUUUAUAUCUUUAUUUAGUUACGUUGCUUGCAUGAGUUCUAAUUUGAGAUUUUCUUUUCUUCUCGACCUUUGUGGGACGAUGGGGUAUGAGCUGACUUAUGUUCCCAGUUGGAAAUAGAGACAAUUAGGGAUAACUCCUACAUUGUCUUACUGCCAAGGAAAAUAUUCCACACCCUCCACAUGGUCGUAGCUUUGUGAAAUACAACCAUAAGAUUAUCAGUUGAACCACUUCCGAAUCUGCUAACAGUACAAUGCAAAUUCUUUUAACACAACGCCUCUCAAACGAAUAGAAACGUACACAUAUCGCGUGUAGAACAUUCUCACUCGCUUCCUCCUUCCAAUACGGCAAUUCGUAUUUUUCUGCUACAACAACAUAAUAUCUCCAAUCUUAACAACAUUUUACAUCGGGUGUCCCAAGCGGAAAGAUCCGUAUUCAGGAGUAUCUCAUGGACGAUCAUCCGCAACAAAAAAGUCUUGUAAACGUGGCUGUAAAAUACCUUAGGAGCUAUGAGUACUUCAGCAAUCACUGCUGUGAAACGUAUCUCUUUUACUGAAAACUCACUGCGUUUCCUAAUGAGGGAGGAGGUAGUAUGUGUCAUAACAAUGAAAAAUGAUGUAUUAAACGUGAGCUCUAAAAUGUAUAUCUUAAAAGCUAUGAGUACUUGUUCAGUUGAUGAGAUGUGUUUUAUAGUAACGAAUAUGAGCAUGUGCUCAUAGCUCUUCUAAGGUAAACAAUUGAGAGCCCAUGUUUAUUUGAUUUUUUGUUUUGUUUUGGUCUAUAUUACUUUUUUUGUUUUGGUCUAUACUACCACCUCUCAAAAUAUGGAAAGCAAAGCGUUAGCAAUAGGACAAAUUCGUUUCACAGUAUCUAAGGUGAAUAAGUGUUCAAAACUCUUAAGGUAACCAUUUUAGAGCUCAUGUUUACUAGACAUUUUUGCUUCGAAUGAUUGUUUCUGUCAUAUCCCUGAAUAUUGGACAUCCCUUCUGGGACAACCUGUAUAGAUAGAGAACAUCCCAAAGUGGUCAGUUGGAUUACGUUCCAUACACAGCAAUAUUUUCAGACCAUAUUAUAAUUACAACCAAAAUAAUAUUUACAAAUGUGAAAACAGAAUACAAUUUUAUAACAAGGUGUACAACAAAAGUGAAUUUACACAAUAAAAUUGGAGAUAGAACUAAUAAUUGCACAUUCACUUCUAUCCGUAUACGUUAAUUUCAAAAACAUAUUUUUAUCCUAUUUUUGUGGAUUUUAACAACAAGUAGACCAUAUGAAAUAACGGUGAAGUAAUUGACGUACAGUUCCGGUUAAUUAGUCCGCAGCUCGUGGUCGUGUGGUAGCGUUAUCGCUUCCCACGCCCGGGUUCCCGGGUUCGAUUUCCGGCGGGGUAAGGGAUUUUCUCUGCCUCGUGAUGACUGGGUGUUGUGUGAUGUCCUUAGGUUAGUUAGGUUUAAGUAGUUCUAAGUUCUAGGGGACUGAUGACCAUAGAUGUUAAGUCCCAUAGUGCUCAGAGACAUUUUUUUUUUUUUUGCACCGGUUAAUUAGGAUUUUAAAUCACACGUGCACCAAAUACCCCCUGGCAGCAAAGGCCGGGAAAGCCUACACAGUCUCAACAAAUACUCUUGUUGUUUGGGAAAGGCAUCUAUUGUGAAGAAUAAUAGAAAUCUGCAUAAGUGCAGAUACCAAAGGGAUAUCGCACGACUACCUUCGCACAACAAUUGAAAGAAAUUUUGACAAAAAAGGUAAAAAUAAGAAAUAGUUAGAAGUAUUUGGAAUAAAUGAACUGAAUCUGUUACAAUUUAAGGUUCCAAAUUACUUAAGAACCGUCGCCAACUUACUGUAUGACCAAAGUUACUCUAUGAUUAUUCAUUGUUUAUAAACUGCAAUUAAGAACUAAUCAUUGAUUUGUAAUCAGGUGAGAACAGAACCAAAGGCACGGACUCGAAUUCAGAUGUAAAAACACAGUUAAUACCAUGAAUAAAAAUUACAGUCAGAAAGCCAGCAGAAUCAUUUGUACUGAGCAAAUGCAUGUUAAAGUUAAUUGUUUGCAAAAUAGCUUCUGUAAUGAAUAGCUUUGCGUUACUCACUGUAAUCCUAACUGUUAUUGAUUUUAGAAAUGCAAAUGUUCAUAUAUGUGAUGGGAGAACGUAUUAGUAGACACUUGUUACAACCUCGCGACUUAGACCGUAUGUCUGUGCAUCUGUGCAUACAAACAUUCAGAAAAACACACCGUUCGAAGAAGGCAAUGGCACAACACUGGCCUCAUGAUUAAAAUUUUCCGUGGUUUCCCUAAACUGCCUGAGACAAAUGCCGCAUGUUAACUUUGAAAGAGCCCGCCCUAUUUCUCUCCCAAUAUUUUCCCAACAUGAGCUUGUCCGCAGGCUCUAAUGACCUCGUCGUCGACUGGGCGUUAAGAACUUCUCUCUUCUGUCCAGGAAACGCAUUUCCUUUGAUGUAACAUGGAAUGCAUCACCAAGUAGUUAACACGCGCCAAAAUAUUACGAAGGCUCUCACACAAACUGAUUGCGUCAUCGCCCCUCUAGGUUUUAAUAUAAUAUUCUCUUUUUUACAUAAUUGGCUUAGAGAAUUUUAAAAAUUAGGAAAAUUGCUGUAAUUCUGCUUCAAAAGAUAAGCUAGAUAUCUAUCCGUUGAUUUAUGUUAGACAGGAAGAUAAAUGAAAUGUCUGCAACACAACGACCAACAGAGCUCCCUGCACUUUCCUUGACAAAAACUUUUAAUUUCAUAGGCGUAUCUGUCUCGUAACGUUGUAACACUACGACACAGUGCUUAAUACAUUAAUCCUGUAACCAUAAUGUAACUGUGAUAUAAUUUCUUGUAUAUCUACGUUUCAUUACUUUGUUAAUGUUCUCAUAUAAUAAAA